Cuculus canorus (common cuckoo) is the source of this 1301-nucleotide messenger RNA. Its product is annotated as putative protein FAM47C. The coding region runs from base 28 to 981 and encodes 317 amino acids. The record is from RefSeq and is a predicted model, not a curated record. The transcript is spliced from 2 exons. Lineage: Eukaryota; Metazoa; Chordata; Aves; Cuculiformes; Cuculidae.
CAUCCGGCACCAACGGAUCCACCUGGGAUGAAGAGGCUCCAUCCGGCACCAACGGAUCCACCUGGGAUGAAGAGGUUCCAUCCGGCACCAACGGAUCCACCUGGGAUGAAGAGGUUCCAUCCGGCACCGAUGGAUCCAUCUGAGAAGAAGAGGUUCCAUCCGGCACCAACGGAUCCACCUGAGGUGAAGAUGUUCCAUUUGGCACCAACGGAUCCACCUGAGGUGAAGAGGUUCCAUCCGGCACCGAUGGAUCCACCUGAGGUGAAGAUGUUCCAUUUGGCACCGAUGGAUCCACCUGAGGUGAAGAGGUUCCAUUUGGCACCGAUGGAUCCACCUGAGGUGAAGAGGUUCCAUUUGGCACCGAUGGAUCCACCUGAGGUGAAGAUGUUCCAUCCGGCACCGAUGGAUCCACCUGAGGUGAAGAGGUUCCAUCCGGCACCGAUGGAUCCACCUGAGGUGAAGAGGUUCCAUUUGGCACCGACGGAUCCACCUGAGGUGAAGAGGUUCCAUCCGGCACCGAUGGAUCCACCUGAGGUGAAGAGGUUCCAUCCGGCACCGAUGGAUCCACCUGAGGUGAAGAGGUUCCAUUUGGCACCGACGGAUCCACCUGAGGUGAAGAUGUUCCAUCCGGCACCGAUGGAUCCACCUGAGGUGAAGAUGUUCCAUCCGGCACCGAUGGAUCCACCUGAGGUGAAGAGGUUCCAUUUGGCACCGAUGGAUCCACCUGAGGUGAAGAUGUUCCAUCCGGCACCGAUGGAUCCACCUGAGGUGAAGAGGUUCCAUUUGGCACCGAUGGAUCCACCUGAGGUGAAGAGGUUCCAUUUGGCACCGAUGGAUCCACCUGAGGUGAAGAGGUUCCUCAUCCGGGUUUCUCCUUCCAUGGAGUUGAGCUCGAUGGAGCCGGAGGGGACUCCAAAGCUUCUUAGAUGCGUCUGGAUCGGGAAGCCAAGACCCUUCUGGAGCUCAUUGGGGUGGACUUGAGGAGACCUUCUCCUUCUCCGUGUCCUGGUGGAGCUUUGGGAAGAGGACACCUGAGCUCCUUUCGGCACCGUAUCCACGGCAGAACCUUCUCCUGAUGCUCCGUGGGGAGGGAAAAGGGGACAAUCCCAAGGCGGGGACCUCGCCGCGGGGCUUUCUCCUCCUUGGGUGACCACGGAGGAUCUCCACCACGGAGCAGCUCCAACAAGGAGUCCACCCGGAGUCCACCCGGAGUCCACCCGGAGUCAAUCCGGAGUCAACCCUUCCAUCCCGCCUGUCCCAGUAAAGAGUUGUUGUUUCCUGGCUCCACCUUCCAGGGGUCU